AUGGACUGCACCCCCGACAAGCUAAGCUCGAACGCGCUUCUUCCGGCGGUCGUGGACACGGGUCUCCGUCCGGGCUCCCAGCACCAGGUCGAGAUGGAGGGCAAGACGUCGCUGCUGGGCUACUCCCCCUUCGCCAGUCCCAUGGUCGACGAGAAGAACGCCUUCGCCAGGACUAACUUGGGAAUCUUCCCAUACCGUGAUGGAUGCAAGAAGGGAAAGAUGACCUUCCAGGGAAAUGUUUAUAACUUCUUGGAGCGCCCCACCGGAUGGAAAUGCUUCCUGUAUCAUUUCUCAGUGUUUUUAGUCGUCCUCAUCUGCUUAAUCUUCAGCGUUCUCUCAACCAUAGAUCAAUAUAGUGAUUUCGCCAUAUCAUCAUUAUACUACAUGGAAAUCUUCUUGGUAGUAUUUUUCGGCAUUGAGUACUGCGUUCGGCUAUGGGCGGCCGGUUGUCGGAGCAAAUAUCUCGGCUUCUGGGGACGCCUUCGGUUUGCACGAAAACCCAUCUCCGUCAUCGAUCUCAUCGUGGUUGUGGCGUCCGUAGUUGUUCUGGUGGCCGGCUCAAACGGACAAGUCUUCGCGACGUCGGCAAUCAGGGGUAUAAGAUUUUUGCAGAUCCUGCGGAUGCUACACGUGGACAGGCAGGGGGGAACGUGGAGGUUGCUGGGAUCCGUCGUUUUUGUACAUAGGCAGGAGCUCAUCACAACACUGUACAUAGGCUUUUUGGGUCUCAUUUUUUCCUCGUACUUUAUGUACUUGGCGGAAAAAGACGCCAUGGGAAUCGAAGGGAAGUCCGACUUCACCAGCUACGCCGAUGCCCUCUGGUGGGGAGUGAUUACAGUGACGACAAUAGGGUACGGUGACACAGUUCCGAGGACCUGGAUGGGAAAGAUCGUGGCCUCCUGUUUUUCCGUCUUCGCCAUCUCGUUCUUCGCUCUACCCGCGGGUAUUCUCGGUUCCGGUUUCGCAUUGAAGGUGCAGCAAAAGCAGAGGCAGAAGCACUUCAACCGGCAGAUCCCGGCUGCCGCUACUCUCAUUCAGUGUCUCUGGAGGUGCUACGCUGCGGAGAAGACGUCUCAUUGCGAGGCGACGUGGAGGAUCCACAUCAAGGAGUCGAGCCACGGUGGUUUUAACUCGGGAACGCCUCUAAGUCGGGUAGCGAAAAGAGCGAGCGUGCUGCGAAGACGCAAGUCCAAGCAAAAGAUCGACGUGCCCAACUGCACGGCCACGAUGACGGCCAACGAAACGGAAGGGGACUCCCAGGCUGAAGACAGCGGGAAGCUGGGCCUAAAAACAGAUAGUGAAGCAAAAAUCGCGAACUUCAUGUGUCCAGCCCUGCGUUUCCUUUCGAACUCGAACUGCAACGAUCCAAAAGACGACUACGUCGAGAUAGACGUUGACGAGUCGCCUCAAGUAACCAGUUUGACUGAGGCCCACAAAAAUGCAAUACGUGGGAUACGAAAAAUCAAAUAUUUCGUGGCCCGGCGGAAGUUUCAGCAAGCUCGAAAGCCUUACGACGUCCGUGACGUCAUCGAGCAGUAUUCUCAGGGCCAUGUCAACAUGAUGGUGCGCAUCAAGGAGCUCCAAAGAAGGCUGGACCAGACCCUUGGCAAGCCGGGAUCCUACCUGAACGAAAAGGGCGUUAAGCCAAUGACCGUCGGCGCGAGACUACACAGGAUGGAGGUCCAGCUACUUACCCUGGAUCGCAAAGUGGACAGGGUGCUCGCAAUGCUUGAACUCAUCACAAGCGACCACAAAGGAGAACACGGACCAGAGUACAAUAUUUGA
Ixodes scapularis (black-legged tick) is the source of this 1785-nucleotide messenger RNA. RefSeq names its product potassium voltage-gated channel subfamily KQT member 1. Gene Ontology annotation, cellular component: membrane. Gene Ontology annotation, biological process: potassium ion transport; transmembrane transport. Gene Ontology annotation, molecular function: voltage-gated potassium channel activity. The record is from RefSeq and is a predicted model, not a curated record. NCBI's taxonomy places the organism in Eukaryota, Metazoa, Arthropoda, Arachnida, Ixodida, Ixodidae. The transcript has 17 exons. Bases 1 to 1785 code for a protein of 594 amino acids.